AUGUCUUUACCGCCAUACUUGUUGGGGCCCAAUCCUUGGGCCACGAUGAUGGCCCAACAACACCUGGCGGCGGCUCACGCCCAAGCGCAGGUAGCCGCCGCCCAGGCACAUGCCCAUGCAUUGCAACAGCAGAUGCCGCCUCCUCAUCCCAAGUCCGACGUCAUUACCGAAGAUAAAUUGCAAGAAAAAGCCCAAAAGUGGCACCAGCUGCAGGCGAAACGGUUCGCCGAUAAAAGAAAACUGGGAUUCAUCGAAGCGCAGAAAGAAGAUAUGCCGCCGGAGCAUAUUCGAAAGAUUAUACGAGACCACGGAGACAUGAGCAGCAGGAAAUACAGACAUGAUAAAAGAGUAUACUUGGGGGCUCUUAAAUAUAUGCCUCAUGCAGUGAUGAAGCUCUUGGAAAACAUGCCGAUGCCUUGGGAGCAAAUUAGAGACGUUAAAGCUUUAUACCACAUUACCGGAGCCAUUACUUUUGUUAACGAAAUUCCAUGGGUUAUCGAACCGGUUUACAUAGCUCAAUGGGGCACGAUGUGGAUUAUGAUGAGGAGAGAAAAGAGAGAUCGAAGGCAUUUUAAAAGAAUGCGUUUUCCUCCAUUCGAUGACGAAGAGCCGCCUCUAGAUUAUGCAGAUAACGUUUUAGAUGUAGAACCGUUGGAAGCGAUUCAGAUUGAAUUAGACGCCGAAGAAGAUUCCGCCAUAGCCAAAUGGUUUUACGAUCAUAAACCGUUAGUCGGUACGAAAUACGUUAACGGUCCAACGUACAGAAAGUGGUGUCUAUCCUUACCUAUGAUGGCGACUUUGUAUCGAUUAGCUAACCAGUUGUUAACGGAUCUCGUUGACGAUAAUUACUUUUACUUAUUCGAUACAAAGAGUUUUUUCACGGCGAAAGCUUUGAAUAUGGCAAUACCGGGUGGUCCUAAAUUCGAACCUCUUAUAAAGGAUAUGAAUCCGGCAGAUGAAGAUUGGAAUGAAUUUAACGAUAUAAACAAAAUUAUAAUCAGGCAACCCAUUAGGACUGAAUAUAGGAUUGCCUUUCCGUACCUUUAUAAUAACAUGCCGCAUUUUGUGCAUUUAUCAUGGUAUCACGCUCCUAACGUUGUUUACAUUAAAACAGAGGAUCCCGAUUUACCGGCCUUUUAUUUCGAUCCGUUGAUCAAUCCAAUAUCUCAUAGACACGCGGUAAAAAGUCUAGAACCUUUGCCCGAUGAUGACGAAGAAUACAUUUUACCAGAAACUGUUCAACCGUUUCUACAAGAGACGCCUCUUUACACCGAUAACACGGCAAACGGUAUAGCUUUACUGUGGGCCCCGAGACCUUUCAAUAUGAGAUCAGGUCGAUGCAGAAGGGCCAUAGACGUGCCUUUGGUGAAGCCUUGGUACAUGGAGCAUUGCCCGCCCGGUCAGCCCGUCAAAGUCCGAGUCAGUUAUCAAAAAUUGCUGAAGUAUUACGUGUUAAACGCGCUUAAACAGAGACGGCCUAAAGCGCAGAAGAAGAGGUACCUUUUCAGAUCGUUCAAAUCGACGAAAUUCUUCCAAACGACAACGUUGGAUUGGGUCGAAGCCGGCCUGCAAGUGUGCCGACAAGGAUACAACAUGCUGAAUUUGCUUAUCCACAGAAAGAAUUUGAACUACCUGCAUUUAGAUUACAAUUUCAACUUGAAACCCGUGAAGACGUUGACUACGAAAGAGAGGAAAAAGUCUCGUUUCGGAAACGCUUUCCAUCUGUGCAGAGAAAUAUUGAGAUUGACCAAAUUAAUAAUCGAUUCUCACGUACAAUAUCGUUUGAACAACGUCGAUGCCUUCCAAUUAUCGGACGGUUUACAAUACAUUUUCGCUCACGUCGGUCAAUUAACCGGAAUGUACCGGUACAAGUACAAGCUCAUGAGGCAAAUUAGAAUGUGCAAAGAUUUAAAGCAUCUAAUUUACUACCGUUUCAAUACGGGACCUGUCGGUAAAGGACCCGGUUGCGGUAUCUGGGCGCCCGGUUGGAGAGUUUGGCUGUUCUUCAUGCGCGGAAUAACACCUCUGCUCGAACGAUGGUUGGGCAACCUGCUGUCGCGUCAAUUCGAAGGGCGGCAUUCGAAAGGCGUCGCCAAGACCGUCACGAAGCAGCGGGUCGAAUCGCAUUUCGAUUUGGAAUUGAGAGCGUCCGUAAUGCACGAUAUCGUCGACAUGAUGCCGGAAGGCAUAAAGCAGAACAAAGCCCGGACGAUACUUCAACAUUUGUCCGAAGCCUGGAGGUGCUGGAAGGCCAACAUCCCGUGGAAGGUGCCCGGCCUGCCGAUACCCAUCGAAAAUAUGAUUUUGAGAUACGUGAAAAUGAAGGCGGAUUGGUGGACGAACACCGCUCAUUACAACAGAGAGAGGAUCCGCAGAGGCGCCACCGUCGAUAAAACCGUUUGCAAGAAAAACCUCGGCCGUCUCACCAGGUUGUAUCUCAAAGCGGAGCAGGAACGACAGCAUAACUAUCUCAAAGACGGUCCUUACAUCUCGCCCGAAGAAGCCGUCGCUAUAUACACGACUACAGUGCAUUGGUUAGAAUCGAGGAGAUUCGCCCCCAUACCGUUUCCGCCGUUAUCCUACAAGCACGAUACUAAGUUGUUGAUUUUGGCGUUGGAACGGUUGAAAGAAGCUUACAGCGUGAAGUCUCGCUUGAACCAAAGCCAAAGAGAGGAACUGGGUUUGAUUGAACAGGCGUAUGAUAAUCCUCACGAGGCUUUAUCCAGGAUAAAACGUCACCUGUUGACGCAAAGGGCGUUCAAGGAAGUUGGAAUAGAAUUCAUGGAUUUAUACAGCCAUUUAAUUCCCGUGUACGAUGUAGAACCUCUGGAAAAAAUCACCGACGCCUAUCUGGAUCAAUAUUUGUGGUACGAAGCCGAUAAAAGGAGAUUGUUCCCGCCUUGGAUUAAACCGGCCGAUACGGAACCGCCGCCAUUGCUGGUAUACAAGUGGUGUCAAGGCAUAAACAACCUACAAGAAGUGUGGGAGGUCAACGAAGGGGAAUGCAACGUUCUGUUGGAAUCCAAAUUCGAGAAGCUCUACGAAAAAAUCGAUUUGACCCUGCUGAACAGGCUGCUCAGAUUGAUCGUCGAUCACAACAUAGCCGAUUACAUGACGGCCAAAAAUAACGUGGUCAUCAACUACAAAGACAUGAACCACACGAACAGUUACGGCAUCAUCAGAGGUCUGCAAUUCGCCUCGUUCAUAACGCAAUACUACGGGCUCGUGUUGGACCUGUUGGUGUUGGGUUUGCAAAGGGCCAGCGAAAUGGCCGGGCCGCCGCAGAUGCCCAACGAUUUUCUCACCUUCCAGGACGCGCAAACGGAAACGUGCCAUCCCAUAAGGUUGUACUGCAGAUACGUGGAUAGGAUCCACAUGUUUUUCAGGUUUUCCGCUGACGAGGCUAAAGAUUUGAUCCAGCGUUAUUUGACGGAACAUCCGGAUCCGAACAACGAGAAUAUCGUCGGGUACAACAACAAGAAAUGUUGGCCCAGAGACGCGAGAAUGCGUUUAAUGAAACACGACGUGAAUUUGGGACGAGCCGUGUUCUGGGACAUCAAAAACAGACUGCCGAGAUCGGUGACUACCAUCCAGUGGGACAACAGUUUCGUUAGCGUUUAUUCCAAAGACAAUCCUAAUCUACUCUUCAACAUGUCCGGUUUCGAAUGCCGCAUUUUACCCAAGUGUCGCACUCAACACGAAGAAUUCACGCACAGAGACGGAGUCUGGAAUCUCCAGCACGAAGGGAGCAAGGAACGAACAGCCCAAUGUUUCCUUAGAGUAGACGAUGAAUCGAUGAGCAGAUUCCAUAAUAGAGUGAGGCAAAUUCUCAUGGCCUCUGGUUCGACGACCUUCACAAAAAUCGUCAACAAAUGGAACACGGCCCUGAUCGGUCUAAUGACGUACUUCCGCGAAGCGGUCGUCAACACCCAGGAGCUGCUCGAUUUGCUGGUGAAGUGCGAGAAUAAAAUCCAGACGCGCAUCAAGAUCGGCCUGAACUCGAAGAUGCCCAGUCGAUUCCCUCCCGUCGUCUUCUACACGCCCAAGGAAUUGGGCGGGCUCGGCAUGUUGUCGAUGGGCCACGUGCUGAUACCCCAAUCGGAUCUCAGGUGGUCGAAGCAAACCGACGUCGGCAUCACCCAUUUCCGAUCCGGUAUUUCGCACGACGAGGACCAGUUGAUACCGAACUUGUACCGGUACAUACAACCGUGGGAAUCGGAGUUCAUCGAUUCGCAACGAGUGUGGGCCGAGUACGCGCUCAAGCGACAGGAGGCCAACGCCCAGAACAGGAGGCUCACGCUGGAGGAUUUGGAGGACUCUUGGGACAGGGGCAUACCGAGGAUCAAUACGCUUUUCCAAAAGGAUCGCCACACUUUGGCGUACGACAAGGGCUGGAGAAUCAGGACUGAGUUUAAACAGUAUCAGGUGUUGAAGCAGAAUCCGUUUUGGUGGACGCACCAGAGGCACGAUGGUAAAUUGUGGAAUUUAAAUAAUUACAGAACGGAUAUGAUACAAGCGCUCGGAGGAGUCGAAGGUAUACUCGAACACACGCUUUUCAAAGGAACGUAUUUCCCCACUUGGGAAGGUCUCUUUUGGGAGAAGGCGUCAGGUUUCGAAGAAUCGAUGAAGUACAAGAAAUUAACGAACGCCCAGCGAUCGGGUUUGAAUCAAAUACCCAAUCGUCGAUUUACCUUGUGGUGGUCGCCCACCAUCAAUCGAGCCAACGUUUACGUCGGUUUCCAAGUGCAGCUCGACCUGACGGGCAUUUUCAUGCACGGCAAGAUUCCCACGCUGAAAAUCUCCCUCAUUCAAAUAUUCAGGGCGCACUUGUGGCAAAAAGUGCACGAGUCGAUCGUGAUGGAUUUGUGCCAGGUGUUCGAUCAAGAAUUGGACGCCUUGGAAAUCGAGACGGUGCAAAAGGAGACCAUCCAUCCGCGUAAAUCGUACAAAAUGAAUUCUUCCUGCGCCGACAUACUGCUGUUUUCGGCUUACAAAUGGAACGUGUCUCGACCGUCGCUGCUUGCGGACACAAAAGACACGAUGGAUAACACUACGACCCAAAAGUAUUGGAUCGACGUGCAACUUCGAUGGGGAGAUUACGAUUCGCACGAUGUCGAAAGAUACGCCAGAGCGAAAUUCUUGGAUUACACGACUGAUAACAUGUCGAUUUAUCCGUCGCCUACCGGCGUAUUGAUAGCCAUCGAUUUGGCAUACAACCUCCACAGCGCCUACGGCAAUUGGUUCCCCGGUUGCAAGCCGUUAAUUCAGCAAGCGAUGGCGAAGAUAAUGAAAGCGAAUCCCGCUCUGUACGUGCUGCGCGAGCGCAUCCGCAAGGCCCUGCAAUUGUACUCGAGCGAGCCCACCGAGCCCUAUUUGUCGUCGCAAAAUUACGGCGAACUCUUCUCGAAUCAAAUCAUUUGGUUCGUGGACGAUACCAACGUGUACAGGGUCACGAUUCACAAGACGUUCGAAGGUAACUUGACCACCAAGCCCAUCAACGGGGCCAUAUUCAUUUUCAAUCCGCGAACGGGACAGCUGUUUUUGAAGAUCAUUCAUACGUCGGUGUGGGCCGGUCAGAAACGUUUGGGACAGUUGGCUAAAUGGAAAACGGCCGAAGAAGUAGCGGCUCUUAUUCGAUCUCUACCGGUCGAGGAACAACCCAAGCAGAUUAUUGUCACUCGUAAGGGCAUGUUGGAUCCGUUGGAAGUCCACUUGCUCGAUUUCCCCAAUAUCGUCAUCAAAGGAUCGGAGUUGCAAUUGCCCUUCCAAGCUUGCUUGAAGAUCGAGAAAUUCGGCGAUCUCAUUUUGAAAGCCACCGAACCCCAAAUGGUCUUGUUCAACCUCUACGACGAUUGGUUGAAAACCAUUUCUUCGUACACGGCCUUCUCGAGGUUGAUUCUAAUACUGAGAGCUUUGCACGUUAACACCGAAAGAACCAAAGUUAUCCUGAAACCCGAUAAAACUACCAUCACCGAGCCUCACCACAUUUGGCCGACGCUCUCCGACGACGAAUGGAUCAAAGUCGAAGUCCAAUUGAAAGAUUUAAUCCUCGCCGAUUACGGAAAGAAAAACAACGUCAACGUGGCGUCCCUGACCCAAUCGGAGAUCCGCGACAUCAUCUUGGGCAUGGAGAUCAGCGCGCCGUCGGCGCAACGCCAGCAAAUCGCCGAGAUCGAGAAGCAGACCAAGGAGCAGUCCCAGCUGACGGCCACCACCACCCGAACGGUGAACAAGCACGGCGACGAGAUCAUCACCAGCACCACCAGCAACUACGAAACGCAAACGUUCAGCUCGAAGACCGAGUGGCGCGUGCGCGCCAUCUCCGCCACCAAUUUGCACCUCAGGACGAACCACAUUUACGUCAGUUCGGACGAUAUCAAAGAGACCGGUUACACGUACAUCUUACCCAAGAACGUGCUCAAGAAGUUCGUCACUAUAUCCGAUUUGAGAGCGCAGAUUUGCGCGUUUUUGUACGGAGUGAGCCCGCCCGAUAACCCGCAAGUGAAGGAAUUGCGUUGUUUGGUGUUGCCGCCGCAAUGGGGUACCCAUCAAACCGUGCACAUUCCCAAUUUGCCGCCGAACCAUCCGUUCCUGAAGGACAUGGAACCGUUGGGAUGGAUCCACACGCAGCCCAACGAGUUGCCGCAAUUGUCCCCGCAAGAUAUCACCAAUCACGCCAAAUUGAUGUCCGAUAAUCCGGCGUGGGACGGGGAGAAGACCAUUAUAAUAACCUGUUCUUUCACGCCUGGUUCCUGCUCGCUGACCGCUUACAAACUGACGCCUUCCGGAUUCGAAUGGGGAAGACAGAACACGGAUAAAGGAAACAACCCGAAGGGCUACUUGCCCAGCCAUUACGAGAAAGUGCAGAUGUUGCUUUCGGAUAGGUUUUUGGGAUUCUUUAUGGUGCCUUCGCAGGGAUCUUGGAAUUACAAUUUCAUGGGUGUUCGUCACGACCCGAGCAUGAAAUAUGAAUUGCAGUUGGCUAAUCCGAAAGAGUUUUACCACGAGGUGCACAGACCGGCGCAUUUCCUUAAUUUCUCUUCUUUGGAAGACGGUGAUGGAGCAGGGGCCGAUAGGGAAGACGCUUUCGCUUGA
Messenger RNA from Phyllotreta striolata, 7095 nucleotides. Lineage: Eukaryota; Metazoa; Arthropoda; Insecta; Coleoptera; Chrysomelidae. The record is from the annotation of a GenBank genome assembly.